AUGGCCCCAGUGCCUAGUGGCUCUCCUAAGGAUUCUUCGCCGCCCAAGCCUCACAGGUCUCCAGGAGAUGAGCAUCACCACCAGACACCUCGUCAUAGGUUCCUUUCGCCUACAGAAUGGGGCGUCGUUGCUCAUGGAAUAGGCGGCAUUCGAGAUCGGGAGCAGCAUACGCCCAUUCAUCCAACCAGUUGGGUUUGGCCACCCAGGGGCAUGCCUCGGGGUUUGUACAAGGAUACUGUGACUCAGCGCACCAAGUUCUUCUACCUACACCAUGCGUCUAGUGGCAUCAGAUGGAUCUUGAUGCUGCUACAGCUCUUCAUUGGGGCGACGCUGACGGCUCUUGGCUCCAUGUCCUUUUCCCAAGGUACUCCAAUCACGAUUCUGGGAGCUGCAAACACUGUCAUCGCUGGCCUACUUGCCUUUUUGCAGAACAGUGGAUUGCCUGAUCGAUAUCGGUACGACAAAUCCGAGUUCGAAGCACUGGAAGACCACAUCAAGGAAAUCCUCGACUCGGGUAUUGCUCCGGCGGACCAAACUGCUGACCAGAUUCUCGCGGAGUGCUUCGAUUUGUACCAGGACGCCAAGGCAACGGUGUCUGCCAAUUUGCCGGCCAACUACAUGCAGCCUCGAAAUGCCAAGCAAGCAGGCCAAAGAUCCGGAGGUCUGGUCCAAACGAGCCCUCCGCCUUCCGUGGCGAAGCAACUCGCCGAUAUUGACACUUCACCCGGUGGAAAAUAA
This is a messenger RNA of Trichoderma harzianum CBS 226.95, 738 nucleotides long. RefSeq lists its product as hypothetical. The record is from RefSeq and is a predicted model, not a curated record. The transcript has a single exon. Bases 1 to 738 code for a protein of 245 amino acids. Lineage: Eukaryota; Fungi; Ascomycota; Sordariomycetes; Hypocreales; Hypocreaceae.